AGUCACAAUCUGCCCAAGGCGAGGGAGGGCGAGAAAGACGCGCGAGAGGAAAGCGACUGUAGCCUACGAGGGGGGACACGAGCGCUCCGGUCUCACCGAGCACAGUUAAGAGAAGUGUUGUUGAACGUGGGCUAUGCGCGCAACAAGGGGGAGCGCAGUGUACAGAGGAGGUGAAUGCAUGUAGAGGCUCAGCUUCAGAUUCACAGCCUCCUUCUUGAAGAGUCACUGCGCUGACAGAGGAAAGGAGUGAGGGAACACAGAGGAACUCCUAGAAAACAGCAACUCCUGGAGAGAACUGCGUGAGUAGGAACCUACAGUCUUCAAAACAAAAGACAGGACAGCGGGAAACACGGAAGAGUAGACUUUUCCUGGUCAGAAUCUGCUCUGCUAGAGAAAAUGAAUGUCAGCGAUGAGAACCUGCUCAAGUCCAUCAGCAACGACGCGCUCCUCGACCUGACGCAGCGCUACGGCCAGUCAGCCUUCGGAUUCGGCGCUGGCCAUGGUCCUGGAAGUCCCGGUCGGUUCCCACUCACACCGGCCACCGACUUUCUCUCCGGGCAGACCGCGAAGUCAAACGAGAGCGGCGGGGAGCACACUAGCGACGACGAGGACGGCUUCGACUCCCUGGAGUCCCGGAAGAGGGGCUCGUCGUUUGGCGACGACAAGCCCGGGGGGCCUCUCGCCAAGAAGUCCAAGGAGCAGCGGUCCCUGCGGCUCAGCAUCAACGCCCGGGAGAGGAGGAGGAUGCACGACCUGAACGACGCACUGGACGGCCUGCGCGCCGUUAUCCCCUACGCCCACAGCCCCUCGGUGAGAAAACUCUCCAAAAUAGCCACUCUCCUCCUGGCCAAGAACUAUAUCCUCAUGCAGGCUCAGGCUCUGGAGGAGAUGAGGCGGCUGGUGGCGUAUCUGAACCAGGGACAGACCAUAACUUCACCAAUCCCCACCGCCCUGGCUCCCUUUGGACAGGCUGCCGUCUACCCUUUCUCGGGAUCUGCUCUCGCCACCUGUGCCGAAAAGUGCACCACUUACUCCGGGACACCGUCGAGUCUCUUCAAACACUGCAACGACAAGCCUUGAUUUGGUUUAAUUUCUCUUUCUUGAACUUUUACCUAUACUGCACCCAUGUCGGUCUCUCUCCCACUCUAGUUAUUUUUAAAUCAUUCUGUGGAAAAUAAGACGAUUUUAGUCGAAUGCAUAUAAUCUUAAGAUAUGGUUAAGUAAUUAUACAGCAAUGUUUCAUCCAUAUUUAACAACAAACGCUACAUAGAGAACGAUCUGUUUAGGCCUUCUUAUAGGAUGAAGUCAAAAACCCUGUCACUUUCUCUCUCGCUUGUACUUUACAGAGACUACAGGCCAUGUCCAUAUGAUAAGUUUGGGUAAAUUUUUUAGAAAUGUUCUGUCAUCAGCUCUCAUUUGUAAUCUAUGCAACAUUUAAUAACAACAAUAAGAAAAGUAGAAAUGCCAGGAAAUGCGCCCUAAUUUCGACAUUUAGAUUUAAUAGGUACAACAAUUAUGAAAGGACUUCCCUUGACUGACUGUCCUGAUGCUGUGUGGGGAAAAAAAUCUAAUGUGAUUUUGGCUGAUAUAUUUUCUGAAAAGAUGUGUUCACGAGUUUUUUAUUAUUAUUGUUUAUUAUUUUUUUUUAAGUUAUUGCACAUCUCACAUGAUUGUAUUGUACAACUGUGGAAAAAUCACUUGCUCCAAGCCCGGCUAUACUAAUGGUUAUAUACAGCCUGUACACGGAAAAAGCGUUUUGGUUGUGUUGCA
Molecule: messenger RNA, 1770 nt
Organism: Seriola dumerili (greater amberjack)
Lineage: Eukaryota; Metazoa; Chordata; Actinopteri; Carangiformes; Carangidae
Gene: bhlhe23
Product: basic helix-loop-helix family member e23
Exons: 1
Coding region: 397-1080 (227 amino acids)
Molecular function (GO): protein dimerization activity
Source: RefSeq, a predicted model, not a curated record